Trichoderma asperellum CBS 433.97 is the source of this 1680-nucleotide messenger RNA. RefSeq lists its product as uncharacterized. Lineage: Eukaryota; Fungi; Ascomycota; Sordariomycetes; Hypocreales; Hypocreaceae. Gene Ontology annotation, molecular function: hydrolase activity, acting on carbon-nitrogen (but not peptide) bonds. The record is from RefSeq and is a predicted model, not a curated record.
UGCGUUAAUAUCCAGACCCCUGCGCUUCGAACCAGCCCCUCACUUUGCCCUUGGCGCUUCAUCAUCUAUUACUCAUAUUAGUCUCUCAUUAAGCUUUACACAAUACACAAUCGCUUACGUCUUCGUUGCUCCUUAUCUACGAGGUCAAUAGCAAUGACUCUGCGCAAGAUUCCUGUCACAAGCGAGGCAAAGCUUCAGACGCGCGCUCCGGAACUCGGCAUCACAGAUGCAGGUUCUGAGCCGGAUCUCAUCAAGCCGUGGAAACUUCCCCCUCCAAAGAUAUACGUAUUUAAAAAUGCGAAUGUCGUGGAUGCAGCAAAUGGACAUAUUGUCCCAUACCAGACUGUCCGGAUAUCAGAUGGACUCAUCCAGAAGGUUGACGAUGGUAAUAGCGCGCACUUAUUUUCUGGCGACGCCAUUGAGAUAGACUUGGCAGGCAAAUAUCUCUGCCCUGGGCUCAUCGACUGCCAUGCCCAUCUAUCUUCUGUGCCUGGGGAGGAGGGUCUUGCAGCGGCUGCUAAUCAUGCCGACGCUGCUGUAUCUUUACUGCGCCAGCCAUACAUGGCCGCUCAAGUCCUAUACCGAGGCUUCACUACAAUGAGAGAUACCGGAGGUGCAACGCUGGCUCUUAAAGAGGCUAUAGCGGAUGACGUGUUCCAUGGGCCGCGGCUUUUUAUUGCUAAUAGAGCGCUCUCGCAGACUGGAGGCCACGGUGAUUCGAGAUCUGCCCAUGAGAGCUGCUGCGGAGCAAUAGCUUCGCUUUCCACUCUCGUCGAUGGUGUCCCAGCCGCGAUAUAUGCUGCUCGAGAGCAGAUUCGCACGGGAGCAGAUUUCAUCAAGAUCAUGGCGAGUGGAGGCGUUGCAUCCCCUACAGAUAGAAUUGAUCACAUCCAGUUUACUGCUGCUGAGAUCCGGGCGAUUACCGAGGUUGCGGACACUUACAAUACCUACGUGACUGCUCAUGCUUACACUCCUCGAUCGAUCAGACAUGCCGUCGACAACGGUGUCAAGGGAAUCGAGCAUGGCAAUCUGAUUGACAAAGAGACUGCAGAAUACAUGGCCAAGAACAAUGUAUGGUUCACUCCGACGCUUGUCACCUACCACGCCAUGGGCUCUGACAAGUAUGCCGGCUUCCUACCUCCUGCAAACCGCGAGAAGAACCGCCAGGUGCUGGAGCAGGGACUUCAAUCUCUGCGCUUGGCAGACGAAGCUGGAGUUACUAUAUGCCACGGCUCCGACCUCCUCGGACCUCUGUGGGCCGAACAGAGCAAAGAAUUCGGUAUUCGAGCACAGGCUCUUAGUGCCACGAAGAUUCUCCAGGGGGCCACCGUAAAUGCGGCGAGAAUGCUGAAGCAAGAAAACUUCUUGGGCCAGAUAAAGGAGGGAUUUGCGGCAGAUGUAUUGGUGCUGAAUGGCAAUCCGCUUGAGGAUAUCACAAUUCUAGAUGAGCCGGAGAAGAAUAUUCUGGCCGUGUUGAAGAAUGGACGGGUGUAUAAGAGCAGGUGGACGAAGCUGCCGGAUGACGUUACUCGGGCCCAGACGCUGAUUGAGUGAUUCAUGCAUGGUUAAAAAAGAAAUCCAAUACAUGAUUAAUCGUAGAAAUGAUUUAUGAGUUGUAACUACAUAUGUAUGUAUCUUGGGCAAGCGGGUUACAGUACGAUCACCGUGUGGAGAUGGCAG